GUAGCACUAGCACGCAUGCUCCCGCGCAUGCCAGAGUGGAGCGAAAGUGCACUCUCAUCAUUCAGUGAUUCACACGGCCAUAUUGAUCUGUGCGUUGGAUUGCAGGUGACCCGGCUCCGCGUCGUCAAGUCAAGAUUACAGCAAAAACAACUCGGGGAAUCAGAAUUCAGACUGAUGCCCCCCAAAAGAUAUGGUUUUUUCAGGAUUUUCUUGACCAUUUACUACACGUCCUCUCUGACUGACUGACUGAUUAAACAAGCUUUGCUUUCUCAAUUCCAAUCAUCCCCGGUCUCUUCUCCUUCUUCUUCCUCCCUCUGCUCUGGUCACAUCGAUCGUGCAAAUGGAUGACACCUCUCUCCCUCCAUUGGCAUGUUGCAGGCGUAUAUGACUAGCUAAGCAAGCAACCAAAUCACUACUACGUACUUGAACUUGUCGCGAGUAAAGAGCUCGCGGAGACGACGACCAGCACAGUGAACUGGCUCACGGGCUGCUGCCUACAUGCACCAGCUCGUCCUCUUCUUGCACCUCCUCCUCUUCCUCCCCGAUGCAACCUUCUCCGCACCGGCCGCCGGGUCGUCGUCGUGCAACCGGCAGUGCGGCAGCACCACGGUGCCGUACCCUUUCGGCUUCUCCGGCGGCGGCGGCGGCGGCUGCCCGAUCCUCCUAGCCUGCAACGCCACCACGUCCACGGCGCUGCUCCCGCGCAGCACGGCGGCGGACCCGUACCCGGUGCUCUCGUUCAACGCCACGGCCUCCACCUUCCUGGUCUCCCUCGCGCCGUCGUGCGGCCGCAGCGUCGCCGAGGCCAGGGCGGCGCUCGACGGCGGUGGCGGUGGCGGUGGCGGCUACGGCGUCUCCUCCCGCACGGGGCUCUUCCUCCGCGGCGGCUGCACGGGGUCGGGUUCGAAUUCGAGUUCGAACGCGAGCAGCUGCAACGUGCCAUCGGGCGCCAUGUCGGCCAUCCUGCGCACGGCGCAGUGCGGCGGCGGCGGCAACGACGACACGUCCUGGACGUGCGUGCUCUCCGCGCCGCCGGCGCCGGGGAGCCCCGCCGCGACGAUGGGCGAGGAGCAGUUCUUGGGCUGGGACAAGGUGGCCGCCGCCGGGUGCCAGGACGCGCUCACCUCGGCCGUGUACGCGUACACGGCGCAGGGCGUGCCGUCGAUCAUGUUCGGCAUCGCGGAGAUGGGCUGGUGGCUCAACGGGAGUUGCGCCGGGCAGUGCGCGGCGAACGCGACGUGCCAGGACGUGCAGACGCCGAGCGGGGCGUGGGGACACCGGUGCGCGUGCGCGGACGGGAUGUCCGGCGACGGGUUCGCCGCCGGCGAUGGGUGCCGCUACGACGACGCGACGAGCGCAGGCAGCUCCAAGAAAAAGGUUUUCCUCAUAGCAGCAGGUGUUCUGGCGGGCGUGGCGGCGGCGGCCGGCUUGCUUCUGCUGUGGCGGCGGCGAUGCCGACGUUACAAGGCCGGGCGGUCCGCGUCGGAGCGGCUGGCGGCGAUGCGGCUGCUGUCGGAGGCGGCGGCGUCGAGCGGCGUGCCGGUGUACUCGUUCGCCGAGAUCGCGCGCGCCACCAACUCCUUCUCGCACACGCACCGCCUGGGCACGGGCGCGUACGGCACCGUGUACGUCGGCAAGCUCCCGGGCAGCAGCAGCGCGCCGGCGGCGGCGCUGGUGGCCAUCAAGCGCCUGCGCUGCCGCCUCCACCACGACGACGACGACGCGGCGGCGGAGGCGGCGCUGCUGCUCAACGAGAUCAAGCUCAUCUCCGCCGUCAGCCACCCCAACCUGGUCCGCCUCCUCGGCUGCUGCCUCGACCGCGGCGAGCAGGUGCUCGUCUACGAGUACGUGCCCAACGGCACGCUCUCCCAGCACCUCGUCUCCUCCUCCUCCGGCGGCGGCGGCGGCGUACGCAGCCGGCUGACGUGGCGCGCGCGGCUGGGCGUCGCGGCGGAGACGGCGGCGGCCAUCGCGUACCUGCACGGGAUGCGUCCCCCCAUCUUCCACCGCGACGUCAAGUCCAGCAACAUCCUCCUGGACGGCGCGCUCCGCCCGAAGCUCGCCGACUUCGGGCUGUCCCGCGCCGUCGACCGCCUGGAGGCGGCGCGGUCGCACGUGUCCACGGCGCCGCAGGGCACGCCCGGGUACGUGGACCCGGAGUACCACCAGAACUUCCACCUCUCCGACAAGAGCGACGUGUACAGCUUCGGCGUCGUGCUGCUGGAGCUCAUCACCGCCAUGAAAGUGGUCGACUUCGACCGCCCGCCCGCCGAGGUCAACCUCGCGUCCCUCGCGCUCGACCGCAUCGGCAAGGGCAGGGUGAGCGAGAUCGUCGACCCGGCGCUCCUCGCCGGCGACGAGGACUGGGUCAUGGGCUCCGUCCGCCUCGUCAGCGAGCUUGCGUUCCGGUGCCUAGCGUUCCAGAAGGACGUCCGGCCGUCCAUGAGCGAGGUCGCCGCCGAGCUGCACCGGAUCAGGCUCGCCGCCCCGGACGUCGACGGCGACUCCGAGUCCGAGGAGCCCGGGUCGAGGCUCCGGCCUGUGAAUAUGAUGGACAUCCAGAUCGACGUGAGCUUGGACGGGCCGGACGCAGUGGCCAAGAAGGCGGCGGCUUCGCCGGUGUCCGUGCAGGAGGUGUGGGUCAGCGACCACAGCUCGCCGUCGACCAACGGCUCCAUGCCGCGCUUUGCUGCAUAGCGUAAGCUAUAGAGGUCUUGUACUGUUGUACACUGAUGAGGAAACCAAUGUGAUUUUAACAAAAAUUUUGUCCCUCAUUUUCUCAAGUAAAAUUCAGUGUCCAAGAUGCCCUCCAUUGUUGUAUAGCUACAAUUUUUUUAAAAAAAAAACAUAAUGUACUGUGCAGCGUUAUCUCA
This is a messenger RNA of Sorghum bicolor (sorghum), 2873 nucleotides long. Its product is annotated as wall-associated receptor kinase-like 14. NCBI's taxonomy places the organism in Eukaryota, Viridiplantae, Streptophyta, Magnoliopsida, Poales, Poaceae. The record is from RefSeq and is a predicted model, not a curated record. Gene Ontology annotation, biological process: protein phosphorylation. The coding region runs from base 499 to 2697 and encodes 732 amino acids. The transcript has 3 exons. Gene Ontology annotation, molecular function: ATP binding; protein kinase activity.